Molecule: messenger RNA, 2259 nt
Organism: Betta splendens (Siamese fighting fish)
Lineage: Eukaryota; Metazoa; Chordata; Actinopteri; Anabantiformes; Osphronemidae
Gene: rab5c
Product: RAB5C, member RAS oncogene family
Exons: 6
Coding region: 304-966 (220 amino acids)
Molecular function (GO): GTPase activity; GTP binding
Source: RefSeq, a predicted model, not a curated record
CAUGCAGUUCGCUGUUUUGUCAUUGGUCAGCUGACAAAAAGUGGGCGGUUCCCGGAAAAAUCGCUAACCGGAAGAGAAGGCCAGAGCAGAAGAAGAAGACGGCCAAAAAGAUAGCUGCUGCCGCCGCUGAUGAGACCAGCGAAAGGAUAGUAUUCUUCCACUGGUGAGGACUCUUCUUUCUCUGGCUCAUCUACCUGAACUUGCCUGUAUCUGUCUCAGGCCUCACCAGCCUCACCACCAAGUCUAAAGUCACCUGGACAUCCUCCUUCUUCUCCCGACUCCUUCUCCUUCCAACACUGCACCAUGGCAGGGCGAGGUGGACCAGCACGGACCAACGGCACUGCAGCAAGCAACAAAAUCUGCCAGUUUAAGCUAGUGCUGCUGGGGGAAUCGGCGGUGGGAAAGUCCAGCUUAGUGUUGCGCUUUGUCAAAGGCCAGUUCCACGAAUAUCAGGAGAGUACCAUUGGAGCUGCCUUUCUUACACAGACGGUAUGUCUGGAUGAUACAACUGUGAAAUUUGAGAUUUGGGACACCGCUGGACAGGAACGGUAUCACAGUUUGGCACCCAUGUACUACAGGGGAGCCCAGGCCGCCAUCGUGGUCUAUGAUAUCACCAACACAGAUACAUUCACACGCGCAAAGAACUGGGUGAAGGAACUUCAGCGACAAGCCAGUCCGAACAUUGUUAUUGCUCUGGCAGGAAAUAAAGCAGACCUGUCCAAUAAGAGAAAUGUAGAUUUCCAGGAAGCACAAACAUAUGCAGAUGACAACAGUUUGCUCUUUAUGGAGACUUCAGCUAAGACUGCAAUGAAUGUUAAUGAGAUUUUUAUGGCUAUAGCCAAGAAGCUGCCCAAGAGUGAACCACAGGGUGGGCCCAGUGCUGGAGGACGGGGAAGAGUUGGCGUGGACCUGCAGGAAGCUGCUCCACAGGGUAGAAGUGGCCAGUGCUGUGGGGGCGGGAACUAACUAAAUCAAUAAAGUCAGCUGAUCCAACCAGUCUACAACUUUGAUCAACUCGACCAGAAAUUAGCCAGCUGUUAAUGUCCCAUUGGUCAAAUCAAACCAUGGCCAAACCAGCUACCCUACAAGACAAACGGCACCAAUUAACUAUUUGGAAAAUGAGUUCACUGGCCAGACCCAGUACUGGUUCCAACUGAUGAACCAAGAAGUCAACUCACAGGCUUAUUUAUAGAAUCAUGUUUUAUUCCCCGGACUUGUAAUCCUUGACUUCUCUAUUGAUGAUGGACACUUGACAUCACUCUAGGGCGGAAAAAUGUCUAAACGAUGGAAAAAGAAAAAAUCACUUAUUCGCAACAGCAUUUAAUGGACCCAAUUACUCUUUGUUUCUGUAUUUGUGUAGAGGGGAAAAGUAAUAAUAAUGCAUCAGGAAGAAAUAGAAUGAGGCUCAUAAGCCCUGUCCUUUCUCUUCUGUCCACUGUUUUCCCAUGCACCAAUAAUAAAGUAUUCACAUCAUGGUCUCAUGACAAAGCCCAAUUCUGUCAUUUUUCUUGCCAGCUUCCUGGAAAAGAUAAAGACAUAUAGUUUGUAUCAAGAGAACGAGAGUGGGCAGAAACCUCCCUCUUUAAUAGAGCUGUGUAGAUUGAAUUAUUACAUUAUUGUUAUCAAUUUUCUUAUUACCCGUUUUCACUGUUCAGUAUGAUUUCCAAGCCAACACUUACUGUAAGGUUUUACAACCUGUACCAAUGUUUUCAAACCAUAUGCAGUAAGUAGGACUUUAUUAACACUGUCACCCAUAGGUAAUCUUAGCAUUAAUAUUUUUGAAUCAUCAGUGUAAAAUGACAAAUACAAAAAGCAAGAUUUGUUUUCCUGACCAAAAUAUCAACUGUAUAUUGAAAACAUUUUGCUGUAUUUGUAUCAGAAUUUUCAAGUUUAUAAUCAGUCAGUAGCUAUUGUCAAAAUAAUAUCUUCCCAAUCUCUAUAUGUUUUGUCAACUUUAAUUAUGAUGUGGUGUUUUUUAUGUCUCAUUUUUUUCUGAAGCUCUAUGCUAUUAAAUGCACUGGUUCUGUCUCAUCUUUGUUAAUUGUAGGUUAAGCUUCCUGUUUUUUUUUUUCCUCUCCUCCUCUCAUUUCAUUCUUCAUAUCAGGAAGGGAUUUGUGUCGGCAGUGUUGUCAACUUGUUAUUGCAUCAACAAUAACUUGGACAGUGUGUGAACAGCAGCUAAUGCUGUUAAGUCAAGUAGAGAAGGUAAAGAUGUAAAAUAAAAAAAAAAUAAACAAGGGAAAGGUGUUUUUUUCUGCA